Molecule: messenger RNA, 1316 nt
Organism: Carlito syrichta (Philippine tarsier)
Lineage: Eukaryota; Metazoa; Chordata; Mammalia; Primates; Tarsiidae
Gene: CD14
Product: CD14 molecule
Exons: 2
Coding region: 76-1206 (376 amino acids)
Biological process (GO): positive regulation of type II interferon production; positive regulation of non-canonical NF-kappaB signal transduction; positive regulation of type I interferon production
Cellular component (GO): external side of plasma membrane; membrane raft; lipopolysaccharide receptor complex
Molecular function (GO): protein binding; lipopolysaccharide binding
Source: RefSeq, a predicted model, not a curated record
UGCCGCUGUGUAGGAAAGAAGCUAAAGCCCUUCCAGAGCCCGUACGGGCCCAGAGGUUCCGAGGACUUAUCGACUAUGGAACGCUCGCCCUGCUUGCUGCUGCUGCUGCUGCUGCCGCUGCUGAGCCUUUCUGCGGCCACGCCAGAACCCUGCGAGCUGGACGAUGAAGACAUACGCUGCGCCUGCAACUUCUCGGACCCUCAGCCCGACUGGUCUAAUGCCUUCCAGUGUACCGCUGCCGUCGAGGUGGACAUCCGGGGCGGCGGCCGCAGCCUGGAGCAAUUUCUCAAGCGCGUGGAUUUGAACGCCGACCCGCGGGAGUAUGCGGACAUGAUCAAGGCUGUGCGCGUAAGGCGGCUCACUGUGGGAGCUGCACAGGUUCCUGCGCCCCUGCUGGUCGGCGUCCUGCGUGUGCUAGGAUACUCCCGCCUCAAGGAGCUGACCCUCGAGGACCUACAGGUUACCGGCACCACUCCGCCGCCGCCUCUAGACCUCGUGGGGCCUGCGCUCUCCACCUUGCGCCUCCGCAACGUAUCGUGGGCUACAGGAGGUUCCUGGCUCGCCGAGCUGCAGCAGUGGCUCAAGCCGGGACUCAAGGUGCUGAGCAUCGCCCAAGCACACUCGCUGGCCUUUUCCUGCGAACAGGUCCGCGCCUUCGGGGCACUCACCACUUUAGACCUGUCUGACAAUCCUGGAUUGGGCGAACGCGGACUGACCGCGGCUCUCUGUCCGCACAAGUUCCCGGCCCUCCAGGAUCUAGCGCUGCGCAACACCGGGAUGGAGUCGCCCACAGGCACGUGCGCUGCGCUGGCGGCGGCGGGAGUGCAGCCCCACCGCCUCGACCUCAGCCACAACUCGCUGCGCGCAGCCGCAAACCCCAGCGCCCCCGCGUGCGUGUGGCCCAGCGCGCUGAACUCCCUCGAUCUGUCGUUCGCUGGGCUGGAGCAGGUGCCUAAAGGACUGCCGGCCAAGCUCAGCGUGCUCGAUCUCAGCUGCAAUCGGCUGAAUAGGGCGCCGCAGACCGACGAGCUGCCCGCGGUGGAUAACCUGACACUGGACGGGAACCCCUUCCUUGUCCCUAAAGCCCCCAGCCCCCAAGAGGACUCGGGGAGCUCCGGUGUGGUCUCCGUCUGCGGGCGCUCGUCCCUGUCAGUGGGGAUGUCAGGAACGCUGGCGCUGCUCCAAGGGAUCCGGGGCUUUGCCUAAAGCCCAAGGGAGAUGAACGAAUGGGUUCGGAUUGCCCUGGCUUCAGGGAAGCCCCUUCAGGACAUUGAAGAUUAGACCAAUCAACGCUUUGUCCUGGCGUUAUUAAAAUC